AAAAAUUUAUAAAAUAAAAAAAAUGACAUUUGAAUAUCCCCAAGAAGUUAGUACUGAUUAUGAAAAAUUACUUGAAACUGAAGAAACUGAAAUAGCAUAUGAUGUCAUUAUAUUUGCUGGUGAAAAUGAAAAUUUAAAAGAAAUUCACGCACAUUCUCUUAUUCUGUGUACGAGAUCUCAAUACUUUUGUGCAGCAUUUUAUAAUGAUUGGGUCGAGAAAAAGGAUGGAAAAUUUAUUCUUAAAAAACCUAAUAUUUCUUCUGAAUUAUUUGAAAUUAUUUUAAGAUUUAUCUAUUGUGGGAAAGUAGAUUUUACGGACGUACAAGGUCCUAAAAUAUUAGAACUUUUAAUGGCAGUUGAUGAACUGAACAUUCAAAAAUUAAUCUCAUGUAUUCAAAAACAUUUAAUCAAAAAUCAGUAUGAGUUUUUACAACAGAAUAUUGUAGAAAUUUUGCAAAGAGUUUAUCAAAAUGGAUUAUUCAGUUAUUUAUUAAUUUUUUGUCUUGAAAAAGUUGAUAUGAUAAUCAAUUCCGAUAAAUUUAUCAGUUUAGAAGCACCUUUAUUGGAAUUUCUUUUAAAACAAGAUGACUUAGAUUUAGAUGAAAUUGAAAUUUGGAAUGGUUUAAUUAAAUGGGGAUUAGCACAAGAACAAGAACUUAAUAAUAAAGACGUCUCUAAAUGGGAUCAAGAAGAAUUUAAAAUUUUUGAGAGUAUCCUUCAUAAUUUUAUUCCUUUAAUUAGAUUUUAUGAAAUAUCUUCUGAAGAUUACAUAAAUAGGGUUAAACCAUAUGAAGAAGUCUUAUCUAAAGAAUUACGAGAUGAAAUUUUAAAAUUUCAUCUUGUUCCUGGAUGGAAACCACCACUUAACCUUUUACCAAGACGUUCCAUUGAUUCUGUUCUAAUUAAUCGAAAACAUGUCGCACUUUUUGCUGAUUGGAUUGAUAGAAAUGAUGAAGAUAUCAACGAUACUAAAGUUCCUUAUAAAUUUAUUCUUUUAUAUAGAGCUAGCAGAGAUGGAAAUACCAAUGCAGCAUUUCAUGAAAAAUGUGACAAUAAGAGAGCCACUAUAACCGUUGUAAAAAUUAAGGAUUCAGAACAAAUAGUUGGAGGAUACAAUCCACUUGAAUGGGAUUCAAGUGGUAGUUAUAAGUCAACAAAAGAUAGUUUUAUAUUUUUAUUAACAGAUAGAAUGAACGUUCAAACUGCAAAUGUAAGUUAUAGUAACGGUGGUACAUAUUCUAUAGUUUGUAAUUCAUAUUGUGGUCCAUUAUUUGGUUAUAAUGAUUUAUUUGUAAAUAGUGGUAUUUGGUAUAGUAAUCCAGUUAUGAAAUGUGGUCAAUAUUCUUAUCCUUACCUUGUUGGUAUGCCAUCAGGAAGAUUUAAUAUAGAUGAUUAUGAAGUUUUUCAAGUCAUAAAAAAACCUUUAAACCAAAACUCAUGUUAAAGAGGAUAAAUUAUAAUUUGGGAGUGUAGUAUAAUGUAGUUAAUUAUUUAUUCUUAUAAAUUGUAUAUUUUUUUUAUUUAUUAUUACAACUUGUAUAUUAGAAGUAAUGAAUUAUUUAUUAUAUCUAAUAUGACCUAAUUGG
Molecule: messenger RNA, 1586 nt
Organism: Rhizophagus irregularis DAOM 181602=DAOM 197198
Lineage: Eukaryota; Fungi; Glomeromycota; Glomeromycetes; Glomerales; Glomeraceae
Source: RefSeq, a predicted model, not a curated record